Messenger RNA from Clonostachys solani, 954 nucleotides. The record is from the annotation of a GenBank genome assembly. NCBI's taxonomy places the organism in Eukaryota, Fungi, Ascomycota, Sordariomycetes, Hypocreales, Bionectriaceae.
AUGUCAGAAGCAAAGGAGCAGCAGGUCGCCGACCCCGGCGCCGACAAGGCAAAGGUCGAGACAACCCGUCUCAAGAAGAGGAUCCAAAAGCACUACAACGUGACUUCAGACCUGUUUCUCAAAGGCUACUACAAGUCGCCAACAGACACCGACGCACAGGCACAGAUCAACCAAGUCCUGCGUCUGGUCGAGUCGUCGGGAGUUUCCGCCGGCUCCAGAAUCCUGGACGUCGGGUGCGGCAUUGGCGGGACCGCCAGGUAUCUCGCCCGCGAGCUGGGCUGCAAGGUGACGGGCAUCACCAACAGCCAGCGCCAGGUGGAGAUCGCACGGGGCCUGAUGGCAGCUGAGGUGGCCAAGCUGGGGUCCCCGUCGUCGUCGUCGCCGCCGAGCACGGACUUUGUGCAGUACCCCUCCCCAGCCAGCGCCGAGGGGAGCGAUGCCGGUGCCGUGCGGAUCCUCCAUCUCGACUUCGAGCAGAUGCGCGAGUAUUUGGGGGCCGAGCGGGAUGAGAAGUUCGACUGUGUCUGGGUGUCCGAGGUCGUCUUCCACCUGCAUGGGAGGAAGCUCUUCUUCGACUCGGCCUCGGCGCUCCUCGAGCCCGGCGGCUGCAUCGUCGUCGCCGACAUGUUCAGGACGGCGGAGAAGCCGUCGGCGAGUGCGCAGAAGGAGCUCGACUCCAUAUCGCGCAACCACAUGUGCCCACUGCUUGGCACCGUGAACGAGUACACUCAAAUGGCCAGGGACGCGGGCCUCUCGCCGCGUCAUGAACCGAUCGACAUUACCAAAAGCGUGGCCAAAACGUGGGAUACUUCCUUGCCAAUAGGGUCGCUACUAUAUGCCAUAUCUCAGGGGAGGGACUCCAUUGGGUAUUUGCGGGGAAUGCGGUCCAUGAAGCGGGCAUAUAGUCAUGAGACGGCCAGUUAUACAAUUCUAUGCUAUGAGAAGAAUCCUUGA